CAAUAAUAUUUUUAUUUUUAAAAAAAUGUGCUUAGGAGAUCAAAAUAUUUAAAAUGGUCGAAGAUAAAGAUUACAUUUCCGUUCAAAACUUACAGAAAAAGCAGCUUUCCAGCGGCAAAAAGAGCAAGGAAUCCGCCGGCAUCCAAGCGCAGAUAAAUAAAAAGAACAAGCCCAAGCUGAUAACAGAAGGAAAGGGUGAUAAGAAUGGUUUUAAAAUAGCUCAAAUAACUAAACUAUCUCAAAAUGGAGAAGCUCGGAAGAUGGAUAAAAGGAAAAGAUCGUUCAGUGACGACGUAUUCGUAGACAGUCCUAAACACGACGAAAAGUUCCACAAGGGUAAUAAAAGCAUGAAAACUGCGAAAAAAGAUACAUUAAAAAUACUUCCAUCGACGUCGGGCUGUUCUAACACAGGCGAGAAACACAAAAACCAAAUUUGUAGCUCGAAAACUGAAAACACGAAGACCACUACUAAUCGGUAUUCCAGCCUAAGUAGCUUCUUUAAUAUGAACACUUCCGAUAUUAACGUCACGAUUUCCGACGACGAUGACUACGAUUUAUUGAACACCCAACUCGAUAAUAUUCAAAUUACUAUCGAUAAAAAAAUAACUCAUAAAACUUUCCACGAGCGAAGCACGAAAGUAUCGAAUGUUCAGUGCACUUCCGGGAGUCCUACACUUAUCGAAUCCGAUGAAAUGGAUGAUUAUCAGCCUUCUACGAUACAUAUAGAAGAAGAAACGCCCCGUUCCUCGACUCCCUUAGUGGAACAGAAGAACCAGAAGAAACAGUCCAAACCGACUUGUUUCAUGAACCAAAAUCACAAAUGUUUCGAUUUGGGUAAUCGAAAACUAGUAGUACUCAAACAAAAAUCGUGUGUACCGAUAUUCGGACUAUGUUCGAUGAAACUGCUCUACGGAAAAGUGCACAUUUUCGGCUACACUCUAACGAAACGCUCGAAAGAAGUCAAACUGUACUCCCCGAGAGGCUCUUCGUUGUUGGUGAUAGACAAUCUCACGACAGCUAGUGAAGAAGACAAUUUCGACGAGAUUCUAGAAGAGUACGAUUGCUUGAAGGACUUGCGUUUGAAGAAAACCGUGGCUAUCUUCACGUGCUCCCCGAUCGACGCCCACAAAUUCUCGUUCAUCGAAAAACACGCGGCCCAUCAGUUGGUUCCCAAAGUCCCCGCGAGGAACGAACCGCAAAUAAUCUUCAACCCGAAAGAUAGAUUUAACUUGUGCUCCGUUCACCCCGAAUGGGACGAUAUAUUGCAACGCGUGGGGCCCUCUACGAGACUGCUUGUAGCAGGAGGUAAAGGCGUGGGGAAAACUAAUUUCCUGCGAUACGCCAUUAACAGGCUUUUGGGCAGAUUCGAGGCGAUUCGAGUGAUCGAUUUGGAUCCCGGACAAUCCGAGUUUUCGAUACCCGGAUGUCUAUCGGUGUUGACUAUAAAAGAACCUGUUUUCGGACCGAAUUACACGCAUCUACUUAACACAGACAGAUCGUACUUGUCGAACAUCAACAUCGGACACAAUCCGAAGAAGUAUUUGUUAACAAUCAAGCAUCUUAUCCAAAUGGAUUCCGAUGAAAACGUGCCGGUUUUGGUGAAUUACAUGGGUUUCGUGAAAGGCAUCGGAUUGAAUAUAAUCUCAUCGGUUAUUACAUACAUCGAACCAACGGACGUGCUGCAAAUAAACAGCAAACAUUCCAAGAAGAAUUUCAAAUGCGAUUUGACUCCGGAAACGGUUAAAUCAAACUUGAAAGCCUUCGGGGGCGAUCCGAGCUACGUUAAUUUCGCUUUGAGGAAAAUCGUGGCGUUAACAGACGACAAUACCGGCUGGUUUUUGGAAUCCAGACAAGCCAGGGAACUGUGCGUGUUGGCUUACUUCGCUCGAAUGAUGUGCAAUGAAAUACAAUCGUUGACUAACUACAAAUUGCCCAUGUACGAGAUCGGCUUCGAGAGUAUCCAAAUUCGAGACUCCGAAGGUAGAAGACUGCCCGAGGCGGCUGCGAACGCGAAUUUGGUGGCUCUGGGCGAGGUGGUGUCCGAGAAAUUGGGGCUCGUUCGGGUGUUGGGGUACGGUUUGGUUCGGGGCGUCGAUAUGCAAAAUAGGAGGCUCGUUUUGAUCACGCCGGAGCCUUUGGAGGUGUUGGAAAAGGUGUUUUGUUUGGUGGUUACCUCCGUGGGGAUGCCGCCUUCGGUGUACAUGACUCCGGAUGGGAUCCGGGGGCCGAUGCCUUACGUGAUGGAAGGCACGCUGGAGGCUCUGGCUGAGAUCACUAAGAGAUCGUAUAUUCCGGCUAAUAAGAAGAAUGUCGGUGCUUAACGGUUUUUACAGGAAUAUUUGUUUAAUGUUUUAUUAAUCGAAAGUGUUUUUGUUCAUGUAUUUUUUUGUUUUUUUUAUAAAUAAUACGUUUUUAUUUUGUACAACUUCCUUUAAAUCAUCUAGGCUUCCCUGUAUAAGUUGCGUAGAGAAAGAAAGAUGUCUUUUAUUUCGUAUAUGAUUAGUAGUUUUCAAAAUUUUCAAAUUUGGCUCAAUUUUUGAAAAUUUGAAUAGCCAAUAAUCCGACUAGUAAAAGUCCACGAAUAUGUUUUGUGAUUAAAAUGACACGUGACAGUCUUCUUUUUCUUGAAAUUUUUUUU
Molecule: messenger RNA, 2638 nt
Organism: Phyllotreta striolata
Lineage: Eukaryota; Metazoa; Arthropoda; Insecta; Coleoptera; Chrysomelidae
Source: the annotation of a GenBank genome assembly